Molecule: messenger RNA, 495 nt
Organism: Protopolystoma xenopodis
Lineage: Eukaryota; Metazoa; Platyhelminthes; Monogenea; Polystomatidea; Polystomatidae
Source: the annotation of a GenBank genome assembly
AACAGUAGUGAGUUUGUGGUCACACCGGUAUUAUCGGUCCCUACGAGUCUUCUGUUUGCUCUCGGUUUCAGGCGAGAAAGAUUCGCUGCCGCCGGUGGUGUCGCCUGCUUGCAUCAUCUGCUUGCUGGUCUACCAUCACAACUGGCUGCAGCUUUGCUAGGUUGUGAUGAGCCAGUAUGGCUAAAGACCGGUUGUCUUGACGACAACGAAAAGGGACUCGAGAUGACCGACCGUCCAAUCGGCUCUUCUGUGGUCUGGUCGAAGGACACUCUGUCAACUCACGAUCGUUUCGACACUGCAUUUGAGGCCACGUAUCUAAAUCGUCUGGAACGACUGGCAUUUGCCAGCCUCGACUGUCUUCGACUGGCCGUGAUCGGCUGUCAACGAGGCGAGACGGAGUUUGUGGCGCGUGGAAUGGGCGUUCUAUUGUUGCUUGAUCUGCUUGAGGUUAGUUGCUCGGUUUUGACAUUUCACGAUAUUUUUUUGUCAACCUGA